Messenger RNA from Pyrus x bretschneideri (Chinese white pear), 953 nucleotides. Its product is annotated as peroxygenase-like. NCBI's taxonomy places the organism in Eukaryota, Viridiplantae, Streptophyta, Magnoliopsida, Rosales, Rosaceae. The coding region runs from base 6 to 740 and encodes 244 amino acids. The transcript is spliced from 6 exons. Gene Ontology annotation, molecular function: monooxygenase activity; calcium ion binding. The record is from RefSeq and is a predicted model, not a curated record.
GAGAGAUGGCAGCAGAUCAGGGCCAGCAGCAGGCAUCCAGUGAGUCCAUGGCAACGGUGGCUGAGAAGGCUCCGAUCACCGCGGAGAGGAAGGUCCGCAAUGAUUUGGAGACCAAGCUCCCCAAACCAUACAUGCCUAGGGCUAUGAUUGCACCUGAUAUGGAGAACAUCAAUGGCACAUCGGGCCAUAAGCAUUCCAACAUGUCUGUGCUUCAACAGCAUGCAGCUUUCUUCGACCAAGACAACGAUGGCAUAAUCUACCCUUCUGAAACAUUCAGAGGAUUUCGUGCCCUCGGGUUUAAUCCGGUUGCUUCAUUCCUUUUCAUGGUUCUUGUCCAUGCAGCCAUGAGUUAUGCUACUCUUCCUACAUGGAUACCGUCGCCUUUCUUUGCAAUUCACAUAAAGAACAUACACAUGGCAAAGCAUGGAAGUGACUCAGGGACGUAUGACACAGAGGGAAGGUACAUUCCUGCAAAUCUGGAGAACAUGUUCAGCAAGUAUGCCCGCACUGUGCCUGAUAAGCUUUCAUUCAAGGAGCUUUGGCACAUGACUCAGGCUAACCGUGACGCUUUUGAUUUCUUUGGCUGGAUUGCAAGUAAACUGGAAUGGGGAGUUCUGUAUGUUCUUGCAAAAGAUGAAAACGGCUACUUGGCAAAGGAAGCCGUGAGACGCUGUUUCGAUGGAAGCUUGUUCGAGUACUGUUCGAAGUUGCAGAAGGGCGCAGUUGGUAAGAUGGGAUGAUGAGGAGCAAAGCAGAAGAUCGAACGGUUCGUUAAUGAGCUGCAGAUUGUGUUUCGUAUUAGUUUUUGAGAGCUUUCUUUUGGUCUGAGUUUCGAUAGACUGAUAAGUGAUGAUAGAAAGAGGCUUAAAUAAUGUGACUUCAAGGAGUUGAGUUGGAUGAACAACUCCUAGACUUCUCAAUUGUUCCAAUUUCCAACUCAGUAAAAGCCUCUG